AUGUUAUGGGAAAUAGAAAAAGAGGCCAGAAGAAGCCAUCUAAGAAAAAAAGUAAUUGAAGUAGGUUGCAAAGAAAAAUGUAAAGCUGGACCAAGUGGGAUAUCAAGGAAAACUCAUUCCGUGGAAAAAUCACGCCAAAUUAGUAAUAAUGCUUCCAUGAAGUUGUUUCAAUAUGAUUCUUCAUCAAGGCCAUCUACACCAGACCCAUUUAGUGAUGAUGAAGAGUAUGGUUCCGAUAACGACUAUGAUCCGGGAUAUGAUGAUAAUACAGACAGCACUAGCACUGUUAGUGAUCACACAAAGCAACGUGAAAAGAAACAACUAAAGAAACGUUCCAAGGACAACGCAACGAGGUCACAUGGUAAACGCAACUCUGAAAGCAGUGUAAGUAGCAGCUCUGAUUCUGACGAUCGAACCGAAGGCUUUAGCGAGUGCACGGAUGUAUGUGAUAGCGAUGACAACGAGGAUGAUACAAAUUCGAUAUCGGCAGAAUCUAGUGAUGAGAGUAUUUUUGACAGUAGAAAGAGAAAAAAGAAGGGGCAGAGUUCCUCUUUAGGAUCAAGAUACAAAAAACCUAAGAUCGCCAGUGCAGAUCAGAGUACCGACACUAUGUCGUUAGAUUCUGAGGCAUUGCUAAAUAAUAUAGAAAAUCUUGAAAGCUCUUCAGUGCAACUCGAUCCUGCAGUAUUAGAAAAUAUCUCAAUUUAUUCACAUAUCGAAGGAAGUCACUCCCAUACUAAUCCACAAAUUCAAGGUGCUGAAGACGACCAUGCUGCUGCAGCUGCUGAGGUUAAUCCCGCGCCUGCCAACCUACGUGCACUGGAACUAGACGCAGCUGCGCAGCGCCACUCUCCUGGUUCUCCUGCACCGGAUCCAGCAGCUGCUGAGGGAAAUCCCGCGCAUGACAACCUACCUGCCUUGGACCUGGAUGUAGCUGCGCAGCACCGCUCUCCUAGCUCUCCUGCACUGGAUCGGGAGGCUGUUGAGGGAAAUCCCGCGCCUGUCAACGUAUCUGCCCUGUACCUGGAUGCAGCCGCACAGCGCCGCUAUCCUGGCUCUCCUGCACCGGAUUCAGCAGCUGCUGAGAGAAAUCCCGCGCCUGACAACCUACCUGCGCUCUCUCCUGCACUGAAUCGGGAGGCUGUUGAGGGAAAUCCCGCGCCUGUCAAAUUAUCUGCCCUGUACCUGGACGCAACUGCGCAGCGCUGCUCUCCUAGCUCUCCUGCACCGGAUCCAGCAGCUGCUGAAAGAAAUCCCGCGCCUGCCAACUUAUCGGCCCUGGAUCUGGACGCAGGUGAGCAGCGCCGCACUCCUGGCUCUCCUUUAUCGGAUCCAACGGCUGCUGAGGAAAAUCCCACGCUUUCCAACCUACCUGCUCUGGACCUGGACGCAGUUACGCAGUGCCGCUCUCCUAGCUCGUUUGCAUCAGAUCGGGAGGCUGCUGAGGAAAAUCCCGCGCCAGCCAACCUUCCUGCCCUGGACUGGGACGCAACUACGCAGUGCCGCUCACCUAGCUCUUCUGCACCACCAGAACUAAACGCUACUGUAAGAUAUGCAACUCCGGCCAGCACACUUGCACUGGAGGUAGUUGCAGAGCGUGGCUUGUCCGGCUCUCCUGUGCCGGAACGAGAUGCUGCCGAAACGAAUUCUGCGCCUACCAGUCCAUCUGCUUUGGAUCGGAAAGCAUUUGUACAACGCAACCCUUCUAUCUGUCAUGUGCUGGACCCAGAGGCCGCCGAAAGAAACUCCGUGCCUGACACACUCCCCGAGAUAAGUCCAGCGACCAAUUGCAGACCAAGCACUCCUCCACUGAUAAAUUAUGAUUGGGAACACACGAACACACACAUACCUUCGUUCGAGUUUGAUGAAAGUUCAGCAGGUGUCCAGUUUGAAGUCAACCCAGCUAUGACAGUUAUGGAAAUAUUUGAUAAAAUUCUUAAUCCUAAGAUUGUAGACUAUAUUGUAACAUGUACUAAUACGUACGGGCGAGCACUAUGCGAGAAAACAAGACCUACUACUCGAAACUCACGUAGCUAUAACUUUAGGGACACAAACCGGGAAGAAAUCUUGAAAUUUUUUGGAUUAUGUUUGCUUAUGGGUCAAAUCAAAAUUCCUCAAAAACGCAAAAAUUUUACGUAUUCCGACCCACUGUAUUAUCACCCAAUUUUUCACUAUGUGAUGUCCGCUCGAAGAUUUGAGCAAAUCUUGAGAUGUAUUUAUGUAUCAGAUUUAGAUUCAAAAGGAAAAGAUAAAAUUGAAAAAUUUAUUAAUGCUAUUACCAAGAGCUUCAUGGAGUGCUAUAAGCCAUACAAACAGUUAAGUUUGGAUGAAUCUUUGCUUUUAUUUAGAGGCCGCCUUGCCUUCAGACAAUAUAUAAAGAGCAAAAAAAUCAGUACCAUUGACGACGACGUCGGAAGCUCAAGAGUCCAUGGUCACUGGCCUGAGAAAAUACCCGUGCAAGACGGUUCAAACAAAACAUCAAAGUACUUGAAAUGCAAGAUGUGCACGAAAAAAAAGGUGAGAAGGGAGACUUGCCUGAGAUGUAAAGGUUGCCCUGAAAAGCCAGCACUGUGUGCUCUUUGCUUCGAAGAGUGGCACAAAGAAGUAUAA
Messenger RNA from Parnassius apollo (apollo), 2610 nucleotides. The record is from the annotation of a GenBank genome assembly. NCBI's taxonomy places the organism in Eukaryota, Metazoa, Arthropoda, Insecta, Lepidoptera, Papilionidae.